AUGGGCGCUGGCAAAGAGGUUCGUCUGGUGCAUGUGCUGCCUGCAGACGCCGACCUGCGAGAGGCCGAGUUGUCGUUCGAGUUCACCAAGGACGAGCAUGCCCUGACCUUCUUCGCUGCUGCCCGCCGCCACUGGCCCGCCUUGGCCUGGGGGAUGUUCAUGAACCUGGCUACCGUGUUGAAAGGAAUCGACGGCGGUGUUGUCAAAGGCCUCGUAGGGCUCGACGUCUUCAAAGAGACAUACGGCUACUAUCACAACGGCCAGUACAUGCUUGCAGCCCAGUGGCUCUCGGCCUUCAACUAUGCAAACCUGCUGGGAGCUAUUCUCGGCGCCCUGCUGUCUGCUCUGGCCUACGACCGCUUCGGGCCCCGGAUCAUGAUCGCAGUCUGCUCGGUCCUGUCCAUUGGCUUCAUCUUCAUCCAGUUCUUCAGCCACUCGCCAGCCCAGCUCUUCGUCGGCCAGCUCGUCAACGGCUGCAUCAUUGCCUUCUACCCGAUCUGUGCUUCUGCCUACGUCGGCGAGGUCACCCCGCUGGUCCUGCGUGGGUUCGCAGCAACAAUGACCAACCUCGCCUUCUCCAUCGGCUCGCUCAUCGCCUCGGGGAUCCUCAAAGGCACUGAACCCAUCAACACGGUAUAUUCAUAUAAAAUCCCCAUCGCCACCCAGUGGGCCCUCCCAUGUAUCAUGCUCUCCCUCGUCUACUUCGUCCCCGACCCUCCCUACUGGCUCUGCCGCAAAGGCCGCUACACCGACGCCCUAACCUCCCUGCGCCGCCUCGCAACACCCCCCGUCGACGUAACCCACAAGCUGGCACACAUCCGCGAGACCUUACGUCUCGAGGAAAGCUUCCAGGGUGGCCGCCCACACUACCUCGAGUGUUUCCGGGGCCCUAACUUCCGCCGCCUCACCAUCUGCGUCAUGGCAUACAGCAUGCAGGCAUUCACCGGAAACGUCUUCUUCAUUUCCUACGCCGUGCACUUUAUGGAGCUUGCAGGCCUGGAUGCGUCGGACGCAUUCAGUAUGAACCUUGGUCUUACGGCUAUUGGAUUCAUCGGGACUUGUAUCUCCUGGUUCCUCCUCUCUUAUAUCGGCCGGCGCACGAUGUACCUCUUUGGCUGCUGCUCGCUUGCCGUGGCUUUAUUCGCCAUCGGCGCUGUUGAUCUCGCACCGCGUGGGAAUGACUCGACAAGGGUAGCAGCAACCUGGGCCCAAUGCGCGCUGAUGCUGCUCUGUACAUUCAUAUACGACCUCUCGCUUGGACCUUUUUGUUACGUACUUCUGGCGGAAGUAUCCUCUGCGCGCCUGCGUGGAUUCACGAUUGCACUGGCGACCGUUGCGUGCUUCGUCUGGUCUGUUGUCUUUGCGGUUGUGAUCCCGUAUGCGAUGAACGAGGACCAGGGGGACUGGCGGGGGAAAAUGGGAUUCCUGUUCUCGGGGCUGGGUGCGUUGUCGGCGGUUUGGUGCUUCUUUUACUUGCCUGAGACGAGGGGGAGGACGUUUGAGGAGUUGGAUGUGUUGUUUGAGAGGAGGGUGGAGAGUAGGAUGUUUGCCAGGUAUAAGGUUGAUAUCGUGGAUGCGCAGGAGACGGAGAGAGAGACAGACAGACAGGAGAGAGAGGUUUAG
This is a messenger RNA of Aspergillus puulaauensis, 1623 nucleotides long. Its product is annotated as putative MFS alpha-glucoside transporter. The record is from RefSeq and is a predicted model, not a curated record. The transcript has 3 exons. Gene Ontology annotation, molecular function: carbohydrate:proton symporter activity. Gene Ontology annotation, cellular component: membrane. Gene Ontology annotation, biological process: carbohydrate transport; transmembrane transport. Lineage: Eukaryota; Fungi; Ascomycota; Eurotiomycetes; Eurotiales; Aspergillaceae. Bases 1 to 1623 code for a protein of 540 amino acids.